AUGAGUGCUUCGUAUGAGAAAAAUAUGGGAGAAUUGAAAAAUAAAUUGGAACGAUUAAGUAAAAAUUGUAAACGAGCGUGUUUUGUGCAAAUUAAAAAUAAAUGGUAUAAAGUUCUUAAUACUAGUUGUUGUGCUAAUGAAUGUUUGGAUGAAAUGACAAAUACAAAAUGUGUUAAGGGAAAUGGAUUUGUUAAAUUAAUUGAUGAUGAGAAUAUUAAAUAUAUCAAUUGUGAUGAUAAAGGUUUUAAUAAGUGCGUUACUGUUCAUACUGAAAACACUUUUACUAAACCAAAAGAAGAAUGCACCAAUUAUUCUUUGUUUUAUUUUGAAAUUAAAGUUAAAAUAGAAGGAGAGAAAAAUGGUUAUAACACCUGGUUAAAUAUUGGUCUUAGGAAUGAUAAUGAGGAUUUGAUUAGUUUGGUUGCAGAGGAUGGAGUAAUUGAAAACGAAAAAUAUGAAGUAUUUAAACUUGAAGAGUUUUCUUGGAAUGAUGGAGAUAUUUUUGGGUGUGGAUUGGUCUAUCCACCGACUGAGAAAAUGCCUAAAAAGUUGCCAUAUAUUUUCUUUACUCAAAAUGGAAAUCAAAUUGGUAAAGCGAUUUUGUUGAAAGAAAAUUUUGACUCUUAUGAACCGACUGUUCGGACUAGAUGUUGUUCUGUAGAAGCAAACUUUGGGAAUGAUUUGGAAGCUAAGCCUUUUUGUUAUGACAUUACUAAACAUUUUGUGAUUAAAGAAUUUUAUGAAGACUCUGAUGUUGAUUGA
Molecule: messenger RNA, 762 nt
Organism: Meloidogyne enterolobii
Lineage: Eukaryota; Metazoa; Nematoda; Chromadorea; Rhabditida; Meloidogynidae
Source: the annotation of a GenBank genome assembly